AUGAAGACUCUUCAUUUCCUAAUUUCACUCUUUUUACCUUCCUUCGUUUUCAUUUCUCUUGUGUUGUCCUUUCCCCUUCCUCAAGUUGAUCUCUCAAAGCAAUGCCUUGAUGACCAAAAAUCUCCUCUGAUGCAAUUGCAACAUCAUCUUUACUAUGCCCCUAAUUUUACUUUCUCUUCAAAUUUUGACCUUUGGGAUCUCAACACUGAUUAUUGCUCUUGGGAAGGAGUCACUUGUGAUGCUUAUGGUCAUGUCGUUGGCAUUGAUCUUAGCUACAAAAACCUUUCAGGCAGCUUUCACUCCAUAUUCAAUCUCCAUCAUCUUCAACACCUUAAUCUUGCUGGAAACAACUUUAAUACCACUCUGUUUUCAUAUGGGUUUGAUAAACUCCAAAAUCUAACCCAUCUCGACCUUUCAAGUUCAUGUUUCUACGGCCAAAUUCCAAUGAAGAUCUCACACUUAACAAGGUUAGUCUCUCUUGACCUAUCUUAUCAAGAUGAUUGCUAUUGGAGAUAUUACAAAGUUCUCUACCCUGGCUUCUACAACUAUUUUUCAUUGCCUUACGAACUUCAACGGCCCCUCAAAUUAGAGAAACCAAACUUCAAGACAUUAAUCAAGAAUUUGAGGUUUCUCACGGAGCUUUAUUUGGAUAGUGUUGACAUUUCAACUCAAAGUACUAAAUGGUGUGAAACCACAUCUCUUGUACUAUCCAACCUGCGUGUGUUGAGCCUGUCAAACUGUGGUUUGAAAGGUCCAUUAUGUUCUUCACUCUCAAGACUUCCUUUUCUUUCCAAACUUAUCCUUGAUGGGAACCCAAUCUCUUAUUUACCUCCCAAUUUCUUGGUAAAUUCCUCUCGUUUGGUUUCUCUCAGUUUAGUGAAUUGCAAUUUGAGUGGCCAUUUUCCAACUCACAUUCUCUUAUUGCCAAAAGUUCAAAGCAUUGACAUUUCAAGCAAUGAUCGACUUAUAGGUCAUUUGCCAGAAUUUUCAUCGAACAAUUCAUUACAGAGUUUGUCGCUUUUGUAUACAAAAUUUAGUGGAAAACUACCUCAAUCAAUUGGAAAUCUUAAGUUCUUGACAGACCUAACUAUUACUUUUUGCAAUUUUUUUGGACCCAUUCCAUCAUCAAUUGCAAAUCUUAGUUCCCUGGUCAACCUAGAUCUAGCAGGAAACAAGCUUUCUGGAUCAAUACAUUCUUCUUUAUUUACUCUUCCAUCAUUAAAGUCCUUAUCACUUUCAGAAAAUCAAUUGGUUGGGAAAAUUGAUGAGUUCCCCAAUGCAUCUUCUUCUUUGAUUCAAGAAUUAUAUAUAGGCAAUAAUUAUUUAACAGGACCAAUCCCGAAGUCAAUCCUUCAACUUCCAUGGCUUGAACGGCUUUUUAUUAGAGGCAAUAGCUUUAGUUCCGUGAAGCUUGACAUGUUUAUCCAACUCAAGAACUUAAGGUAUCUCAACCUAAACAAUAUAAGCUUGUUAAGUGAAAGUGGCAACGGAAGUCUUCCUUUUCCCCAAUUAGAGAGCCUAAGGCUAAGGUCAUGCAAUCUUACUGAAUUUCCAGAAUUCAUCCAAACACAAGACAAGUUGGUUGAGUUAGAUCUUUCUGGCAAUCAUAUCCAUGGUGUUGUGCCUAAUUGGUUGUGGAAGAGCACUCUUUUAUCCUUACACCUUUCUUUCAAUGUGAUUGAUUUUCCAAAACAGCUUCCUUUAAAUGAUGCAAACUUCUUUUUCCCAAUGUUAACGGAAUUGUUUCUGGAAUCCUGUAAUGUAAGUGCGUUUCCAGAGUUCUUAAAGAGUCAAGAAAAUUUAGAAUAUCUCGUCCUUUCAAAUAAUAAAAUAAGUGAUGCAAUACCAAACUGGGUGUGGAAGAAACGUUUGCGUUAUCUGAAUCUUGCAAAUAACCAUCUCUCAUCUUUGGACCAACUUUUACCUGACCAGAGUUCAACUUCUUCACAAACCUCCUUACCUAGACCAAUUUGCAAUUCAAGUCAACUUAUGUUUUUCAACGCAUCUCAUAACAAUUUGGGCGGCCUGAUUCCAAAUUGCUUAGGCAAAAUGAAUGCUCUUAAUUUGUUGGAUCUGCAAAGGAAUAACUUCAGUGGAAUGUUACCAAAAUUUUCAAAAGCAACCCAACUACAAAUUCUCAAAGUCAGUGAGAAUAGAUUGGAGGGGAAGUUGCCCAGAUCAUUAGCGGAAUGCACUCAGCUUGAAGUUUUGGAUGUGGGGAACAACAUGAUGAAUGAUACAUUCCCUUUUUGGUUGGAGAAAUUGCCUGCGCUAAAGGUUCUCAUUUUGCGGGAAAACAGAUUUUAUGGUCAAAUGAAACAUUUCAAGCAUAAAUCUCUUUUCCCAAGUUUGGAUGUGUUGGACAUUGCGUCAAACCAGUUUUCUGGUGAACUAUCCAUCGAUUUCCUUCAAUCCACUCAACUAAGGUCACUCAAAAUAGGUGGAAAUAAAUUGGUAGGGAGGUUGUCGAGAUCAUUAGCCAAUUGCACAGCACUUGAGGUUCUGGACCUUGGAAAUAAUAUGGUUCAUGAUACAUUCCCAUUUUGGUUAGAGAAGCUGCCUUCCUUGCAGGUUCUCAUUUUGCGAGCAAACAGAUUCUACGGUACAAUUACAAAAUUUGACACGGAACGUGGGUUCCCAAAGCUACGCAUAUUGGACAUUGCUUCCAACAAUUUUUCAGGUGACUUGUCCAUUGAAUUUGUGCAAAGCUUGAAGGCAAUGAUGCAGAUAACAAAUGACGACAAAGCUAAGCUGGAUUACAUUGGAGAGAAUUAUUAUCAAGAUUCUGUAACAAUUUUCAACAAAGGGAUUGAGCUGUUUUACCAGAAAAUCUUAACCACUCUUACUUGUCUUGACCUUUCCAACAAUAGUUUCCAUGGGAGAAUACCAGAAGAAAUACAAAUGCUGAGGUCACUCAGAGUGAUGAACUUAUCCAACAACGGCUUCUCUGGUGAAAUCCCAUUAGCACUUCAAAAUCUAAAAGAUCUCGAAUCUUUGGAUCUCUCACAAAACAAACUUUCAGGGAAGAUUCCUCCACAGCUUACAACUCUAACUUUCCUAGAGGCACUGAACUUGUCUUACAACCCACUUGAAGGGAGCAUCCCGCAAGGCAACCAAUUCAGUACAUUUUCAGAUGAUUCUUACCGUGGGAAUCCAAAAUUAUGCGGUCCGCCAUUGUCCAUGAAAUGCAAUGAAGUCGGUCUUCCAGUGCCUGCGGCUCCAGGGGAAGAGAAACAAUCAUGGUUAUAUGCUAUGUCUACUUGGAAAAUUGUUUUGAUAGGUUAUGGUAGUGGUUUGGUGGUUGGGCUAUGUAUCGGAUAUACAGUGCUGAAUGAGUUGGGAAACAAAUGGGUUGACAAGUUCAAAAAACAUGGGAAAAGAAACAAAAGAAGAGCUAGGUGA
This is a messenger RNA of Gossypium arboreum, 3402 nucleotides long. Its product is annotated as receptor-like protein 7. Gene Ontology annotation, molecular function: protein binding. Bases 1 to 3402 code for a protein of 1133 amino acids. The record is from RefSeq and is a predicted model, not a curated record. NCBI's taxonomy places the organism in Eukaryota, Viridiplantae, Streptophyta, Magnoliopsida, Malvales, Malvaceae. The transcript has a single exon.